CCAAGCGAAGCCGCUAACCACCAAGCCAGAAGAGGAAGGCGGAAUCGACGGCGACGGCGACGGCGAUGGCGAUGGCUGCCGCGCGGCGGCACAUGCUGGCGAUCUGCGCGCUGCUGCUGCUCGGCGCGGCGGCCGCCCGGUCGAGGGGGGCGCGCGUGGCGGCGGCCGUGGGGAGGAAGCAGCGGGAGUUCGACUACUUCGCGCUGGCGCUGCAGUGGCCGGGCACCAUCUGCGCCUCCACCCGCCACUGCUGCGCCGUCAACGGAUGCUGCCGCUCGGAGCCUCUCCAGACGUUCACGAUCCACGGGCUGUGGCCGGACUACGACGACGGGACCUGGCCGGCGUGCUGCCGCCACACAAACUUCGACAUGGACAAGAUAUUGCCCCUGAAGCCGACGCUUGACCAGUACUGGCCUUCCCUGUACUGCUCAUCAUCCUCCACUUGCUUCAGUGGCAAGGGGCCCUUCUGGGCUCAUGAGUGGGAGAAACAUGGAACAUGCUCAUCCCCUGUAGUUAAUGACGAAUUGGAGUACUUCUCCACUGCUCUUGACCUCUACUUCAAAUAUAACGUCACAGAAAUGUUGGCAAGCGGUGGUAUCCAUAUUUCAAAUGGUGAACAAUAUGCACUGACUGAUGUCAUCGAUGCCAUCAAAUGUGCUUUUGGGGCCUCACCUCAAAUUGUUUGUAAGAAGGGCUCAGUUGAAGAACUGAGGUUGUGCUUUGACAAAGAUUUGAAGCCCCGUGAUUGCCUUACUACUACCUCUACAAAUGGUAACUUAUCGAAGACAAAGCAUUGCCCUCGAUACAUCACUCUGCCAACAUAUGAUCCCCUAGUGCUUUCUAAUUCUACUCGGGAGAUCAUAGCACAAGUCGAAAGUGAGGUCUACGGAUAUCUUUACACAUCCUAACAUACAAUUAGGACGAUGGAUCGAAUGGCCAUGGUGAGGCUGUUCCGUAGUUUGGUGCUCUAGCUGAUUAAGACGAUAAUAUACUCGCAUAGCUCCUGGGGCCAGCACUGAGAUCCAUGGAAAUGUAUCUCUACAUUACUCAAUUAUCAUUGUAAACAUUACACGCCUGAAACGGAGAAUUUGAUUGUAUCUAAAAAAAUCAUUGCUUGCUUUAUGUACUCUGGAAGGUUGUACAAUAGUUCGUCCAUGUAUAUGUAUAUAGUAUACGCAUUCCCUGACUCGUGUGGGUCAUCUACAAAUGCAGUUCGCUACAUCG
This is a messenger RNA of Oryza brachyantha (malo sina), 1224 nucleotides long. Its product is annotated as ribonuclease 2-like. The transcript is spliced from 9 exons. Gene Ontology annotation, molecular function: RNA binding; ribonuclease T2 activity. NCBI's taxonomy places the organism in Eukaryota, Viridiplantae, Streptophyta, Magnoliopsida, Poales, Poaceae. The record is from RefSeq and is a predicted model, not a curated record. Gene Ontology annotation, cellular component: extracellular region. Bases 66 to 908 code for a protein of 280 amino acids. Gene Ontology annotation, biological process: RNA catabolic process.